AUGCGCAUUCGUUUUGGUGUCCUCGCAGUAGUAUUUGCGUGUAUCGGAAGUUUGUGCACAACUGAUUGUAAGGCGAAGUCCAUUGAUAGCACCAGCCUCCACGGAGGAUUCCACGCGAUAGGGAUCAACAAGCCUUCCUCCAGAAGUUAUGGCAUGAGUGAUUUGGCUGCGAAGGGCAGCGCGAUCGAAGAAGAGCGGACGGGAAAUAUCGAUCCGAAGGUGAUCCAGAAGCUCUUAAAGGCAGACGACAUUAAGGCCGCAUUAGACGACUACGACAAGCAAGUGGCCUUGUUUACGAAGUGGAUGGCGGAUGAAAUGACGACGUCAGCUAUCCUUGGUAAGCUAUCGGAAAAGGACAAGAUUAUCGAGAACAUGCCGAUUCUUGCGAAAUUCAACGAUUUCCGAAGUACUUUUAGGUACAACGAAAAGCUGACCGACUGGCUUGACACUAAAACCCUCGACGAUAUAAUUGCAACACUGAAGGCUUCAAAGACAGAACCAAUGAAGCUGAAAUUCACCGCGAUGUACAGGAGUGGGGUAACUCCUGACGCCUUUGCCGCGGCAAUCGCGAUGGUAACAAACGCGAGGAGACAGUGA
This is a messenger RNA of Phytophthora infestans T30-4, 597 nucleotides long. Its product is annotated as secreted RxLR effector peptide protein, putative. NCBI's taxonomy places the organism in Eukaryota, Oomycota, Peronosporomycetes, Peronosporales, Peronosporaceae. The record is from RefSeq and is a predicted model, not a curated record. The transcript has a single exon. Bases 1 to 597 code for a protein of 198 amino acids.